Molecule: messenger RNA, 2140 nt
Organism: Brassica oleracea var. oleracea
Lineage: Eukaryota; Viridiplantae; Streptophyta; Magnoliopsida; Brassicales; Brassicaceae
Product: probable serine/threonine-protein kinase At1g54610
Exons: 8
Coding region: 143-2032 (629 amino acids)
Biological process (GO): protein phosphorylation; positive regulation of transcription elongation by RNA polymerase II
Cellular component (GO): cyclin-dependent protein kinase holoenzyme complex; nucleus
Molecular function (GO): RNA polymerase II CTD heptapeptide repeat kinase activity; ATP binding; cyclin-dependent protein serine/threonine kinase activity
Source: RefSeq, a predicted model, not a curated record
GUUUUUGAUUUUUCUCACUUUUUUUUUCAUUUCUUUAUGGUCUAAUGCGGGGAUUGUCCUCCCUGCGUUGGACCCGUUACCCGACUCGGGUCCAUACUCACGCCACCCGGAACCUCUCCUUUGAUAAUUAGCUUUCGUUAUUAUGGGUUGCUUCCACUCCAAGCAUUCUUCUCCCGCUGGUCCUCCACGCCAUCUCCGCCGCCGUUUAGACACCGCUGUCCACCGGAGUCAUCCCCAAAACAACCACAAACCUCAUGUUCUUCCUAGUCCUCCACCUCACCGCCGUGUUGUUAACUCAUCUCCAAAAAAGCAUCGCAAUAAAGACGAUGAUGCUCCAAGAUCGAGGACAACCGGAGUUAGCCUGAGAUCGGGAUUGACGCAUGGCAAUGUAGAGGCUGAGCAGGUGGCGGGUGGUUGGCCUUCAUGGCUCAGCUCUGCCGCACCGGAGGCCGUUCACGGAUGGAGCCCAUUACGCGCAGAGGACUUCGAGAAAAGAGAGAAGAUUGGGCAAGGGACGUAUAGCAACGUGUUCCGGGCUUGUGAGGUAUCGACGGGACGAGUUAUGGCUCUAAAGAAAAUAAGGGUUCAGAAUUUUGAAACUGAAAACAUAAGAUUCAUUGCGAGAGAAAUCAUGAUUUUGAGAAGAUUAGAUCAUCCAAACAUCAUGAAACUCGAAGGGAUCAUCGCGUCACGGAAUUCAAAUAGCAUGUACUUUGUCUUCGAUUACAUGGAACAUGAUCUCGAAGGCUUAUGUUCAUCUCCUGACAUCAAAUUCACCGAGGCACAGAUAAAAUGCUACUUGCAGCAGCUUCUAUUGGGAGUAGAACAUUGUCAUUUACGAGGGAUAAUGCACAGAGACAUUAAAGCAGCAAACAUUUUGGUGAAUAACAAAGGAGUUUUGAAGCUAGCUGAUUUUGGACUAGCCAACAUUGUAACGCCAAGAAACAAGAAUCAGUUAACAAGCCGGGUUGUGACGCUAUGGUACCGUGCACCUGAACUUCUAAUGGGUUCCACGAGUUAUAGCGUAUCAAUCGAUCUUUGGAGCGUGGGAUGUGUUUUCGCUGAGAUUCUUACCGGAAGACCACUUCUUAAAGGAAGAACAGAGAUUGAACAACUUCACAAGAUUUAUAAACUCUGUGGACCACCAGAUGAAGAAUUUUGGGAAAAGAACAAUAAGCUUCAUUCUCAAACUAAGAUGUUUAGACCACAACAUCAAUAUGAAGGUUGUCUGAGAGAAAGUUUUGAGGAGUUUCCAAAAACAGCAGUUAGUCUUCUGGAGAAAUUAUUAUCCACUAAUCCUGAGAAACGAGGAACUGCCUCUUCUGCUAUCAUGUCAGAGUAUUUUAACACAAAGCCUUACGCUUGUGAUCCAUCGACUUUACCUAAGUACCCUCCUAACAAAGAAAUGGAUGCUAAGUAUCGUGAAGAACUUCAACGAAGGAGAAGAGUUGGUAUAAGGAAAAGAGAUAACUUGGCACCCAAGAAAUCAGGGAAAUCACGUAGAACAAUCAAAGAGCCUACGAAUCUCAACAAGUUACCAACCCAACAGGAAGGAAAGAAGGAAGCUGAGACAGAGAUCAUUGUCCAGACACCAUCGGAGACAUCUCAAGCGACGACUCGAAGCGAGUUUCCUUACACCGGUUUAUCUCAAACCACGGCGCCGGCAAGCGGGUUCGCAUGGGCUGGAGCGAAGAAGAGGAAAGAAAACGACGCAGCUUCAACGCUGACUUAUAAUCAGCCUGCAGGAUCAGCGAGUCAUGUCAGUGGUAUGAGCAUGGCAUUUGCUAAGAACACUUUCGGGCUAACAAUAAAUGAAGACAAACCGAACUUGCUUAGGCCGCACGUUUCUCUAGACUCCUCUGACGUGUUGCUGUUCCCUGGCGUGCAUCACAAGAAGUUGGAUACGGGUUUGACGAAUGCUGGGGCGAAUCCGAAGAUUUUUCAAACUAAUGGGAUGAAUGAGAUACUACGGAGGACUGAAAGUGAUGCCAUUGUCGAUGUUCGAAGACCGCCAAGAAUAGAAAGAGGUUAAAAAUGACAGAAAUAAUCAAUAUUACGUUUAGCAAAUGUCAUAUUUAUAUAUAUCUUUACUUUGCAUCAUUUGUAGUUCACACAUUAAAAACUUGUCACAAACAAACAA